UUAAAGCAGCAGCAAGAAUCAAAACUGUGCUCACAAGUGAAAAAGGAACAACUAAUUUUCUUAACAAUGUUAUAAGUUUAGCUAUGCCAUAAAUUGGAAUAUCGAAAAUUAGGUCAAAUUUUCAACAAGCUUCCUUUAUUUAUUUUUGGCAUAAGGGGUAACUAACUGUAGAAGGACCAAUGGACCUUUCCGUCUUGAAAAGUAAAAUAAACAAAUAGAAAACAAAAAUAAAGUAGAAACUAGAAAGAGAAGAGCAUGCGAGCACGUUCGUUCGUUAAAGAUCAACAACUAAAAAUGGAGAGCACAUCAUCUCCUUCCCUUCAAGCCACCGUCUUGACUUUCAUUUACACUUUACGUUUCCUUCUCCAUUUCUCUUUGACAAACCAACCCAAAGCAGAGACAAACGGGCGCUCUCUCCCAACAUGGCCAACUCCAAGAGAUUGUUUGGCGUUGUGCGGAGGAACCUUCUCCGGCGAUCUCCCAGCAGCAUCACCACCAUUCGCUCAUCAAUCCAACAAACCACUAGAGAGAACAUUGCCGCCAUUAAAAUCCAAGCUUUCUUCAGAGGUCACCUGGCAAGGAGAGCGUUCAGAGCGCUCAAGAGUCUGGUGAAGCUUCAGGCAGUGGCGAGAGGUGUGCUUGUAAGGAGACAAGCUCGAAUAGCCUUACAUUGUAUGCAUGCUCUUGCUCGCUUGCAGGUUAGGGUUCGUGCUCGUCAGAUUCUCUCCCAUUAAAAAUUCCAUGACACAAUACCUCUCUUGCGAUUGUGACAUCUACAUAACAUCAUUGUUCUUUCAAAUUAUUUAAUUAACUUCUUUGUGAUUUUGCAUAUGUAUACUAAUUAACCCUAACACCCUUCAAUUUGUACUGAUAAACAAAAUAUCAGCAUAGCUGAAACUCUGUCUCAAAUUUUUAUUGUUAAAAGUAAAUAGAAAAUAUACAUUCUAAAAAGGAUCAAUAUUUCAUAAUGAACCAAAGAGAAUCACACGCAGUAAGAAGAGAUUUAUUAAGACUUGGAAAGGAAGGUAAUGAAGGGUUGGGUGGAGCCUACCUUGGAUAGAAAGAAAGGGUGAGUAAGGCUUCCAUGAAGACUCACCAUUUUGUCUACUUUGAUAUUUAAUAAUCUGGAUAUUAUAAGCAAGGUACCUAAUGAUUUUACAUCAAAAAUACCAUCAACAAAGAACAUUUUCAUUCUCAACACACACAA
Molecule: messenger RNA, 1207 nt
Organism: Brassica napus (rape)
Lineage: Eukaryota; Viridiplantae; Streptophyta; Magnoliopsida; Brassicales; Brassicaceae
Product: protein IQ-DOMAIN 20
Exons: 2
Coding region: 423-734 (103 amino acids)
Molecular function (GO): protein binding
Source: RefSeq, a predicted model, not a curated record